AUGGCGCUGAUGUGGAUUACAGUGAUGCUUUUUAAUACAUUUGCAGAUUCUGCACAGACAAACAGCAUCAAUCAGCCAACCCAAAUGAUCACUGCUGAUGUUGGUGAUAACGUGACUCUGCACUGCUUUCGACUGCAAGAGGAAAUUACUGAUUCCUUCGUUUGGUACAAGCAAAAAGUAGGACACAAGCCGUGUCUAAUGGUCACAGUUCAACAUGGACUCAAUUACGAAGAUGAGUUCAAGUCACCAAAAUUCAGCAUUGAAAAAGAAAAAAAGAGCUGUCAUUUAAAAAUUGCUAAUGUGGAACCAUCAGAUGAAGCCAUGUAUUAUUGUGGAUAUAUAAACUUUGUAACAAGGUUUACAAAUGGGACAUUUUUAUCAGUGAAAGGUGGUAGAGAUGUAAAAGUGUCAGUGUUACAGAGCAGCGUGUUGGACUCGGUUCCUGCAGGAGCGUCAGUGACUCUGCAGUGCUCGGUUCUCUCUGAGAGCAGAGCAGCAGAUCUCCAAGUGCUCUGGUUCAGAGCUGCUCCACCACAAUCCCAUCCUCAAAUCAUUUACACUCAUCAUAACAGCAGCCAUCAGUGUCAGAGCAGCUCUUCUACACACACCUGUGUGUACAACUUCUCCAAGAACAUCCUCAGCCUCAGUGAUACUGGCACUUACUACUGCGCUGUGGCCGUGUGUGGGAAGAUCAUUUUUGGGAACGGGACACGAGUUCAGUUGGAGAGCUCUGUGGAUCCUGUAGUGAUCUGCCUUGCUGUAGCUUUGGUAGUGUGUGUAGUUGUGAUCUUCGCUCAAGCCAUAAUCUAUAAAGGAAGAAAUUGUGGACAACACAGGGUGAGACUCAAACAAGGUUCUGUGACAGACAAGACCCUCAAUCAGGACUGUGACAAUGUGGAGCUGAAUUACGCUGCCUUACAUUUCAAUGAGAGGAGAGCCAAAAGAGGAAGAGUAAAGAAACAACAACCUCAAGAUAUUAUAUAUUCUGAUGUGCGAGGUCUUUCUGUAACUUAGAUUUUAUCUCUAAUAUGAUUCAGUGUCAUUAUUCCUGUUAUCAGGUUUAAUUUUUUUACUGUAGAUAUGUUUUGUUAAUUAUUGUUCAGACUGAAUUUAAACUGAAAGCUGAAUAAUGUAGAAGUCUCAGAAUCACUGAAACA
Molecule: messenger RNA, 1157 nt
Organism: Pangasianodon hypophthalmus (striped catfish)
Lineage: Eukaryota; Metazoa; Chordata; Actinopteri; Siluriformes; Pangasiidae
Exons: 6
Coding region: 1-1014 (337 amino acids)
Biological process (GO): response to bacterium
Source: RefSeq, a predicted model, not a curated record